AUGGCGGACGAAUUAGGGUUGCGAUUGGGGAAAGUAUCUAUUGCAGAGGCGGAGAAGCUGAUUAUCAACAUAGAAGAAAAAGAUGCUAAGAUCAGUGUUGAGGAAUGUCGAAGAAGCUUGUUUUGGAAAAUAGUGGGGGAGAAGAAAGCUAAUUGGCUGGGAAUCAAGAGAACGAUGGGAAUGCUAUGGAGAUUGGGAAAUUCUUUUGAAGUACGGGAGCUCAACUCACAUGGGGUGCCGAUUAACUGCAAUGAACUGAAGUGGGGGAUAAAGCUUGAGAGAGCUUUUAAUGGUGUUAAGAAUGUUAUCCUAGCGAGAGCAGGAAAUCAAGAAGGUAGGAUUAUCCGCCUGCAAGCUAUCCUGAAUAUAAGAGAACCAUUACCGAGGUGGACUACUAUCAGACUAGGAGAUCAGGUGGUCACAAUUCAAUUCAAAUAUGAAAAGAUUGUUAGCCUAUGCUACUACUGUGGUAGACUUGGCCAUGUUGAUAAAAACUGCCCCAAACGAAAAGAUGACAUAAUGAAAAAGAGUGUUAAUGAAGGCCAAUAUGGAGAAUGGUUGAAGGCUGCAGAAGGGGUGGUUAUAUCAGAGUCUCCACCAGCUAGCAAGAACAGCGAGCCUUCCUCAAGCAGGAAGAAUGUUCCAUCCUCCUCUUUUGACCAAAGAGAAACAGUCCAACCCCAUGAAAAUUCUGAGACCAAUGAGAAUGAGAAACAAGGGGUUCAUGCCCACUCAGAAGGCAAUAUAGAGAGGAGCAUCUGUGUAGUAGAAUCCUCUGCUUCUUAUGCAGAGACAAAGACCCAAAUAAUAACCAGACCUCGGGUGAGAUGCAACAAUUACCAACUGGGAGUGAUUGGAGCUUGGAUUUAA
Striga hermonthica is the source of this 870-nucleotide messenger RNA. Lineage: Eukaryota; Viridiplantae; Streptophyta; Magnoliopsida; Lamiales; Orobanchaceae. The record is from the annotation of a GenBank genome assembly.